GUCCUUCCUUUGCAGUAGCAGCAGCAGGAGAUCAAACAACCAUCAAGAUAUGUCAUUGGAGAAGAGAGGGAAUCAUCAGGCAGGUCCGUCCGAGGUCGAGACAACUCGUCGUGUCACCAGCUCGGUCAGCAGUGAGCCAAGUACCACUGGUAGCGGCAACAAUGGUGUUACACCUGUCGAAGUGUCACCGCCAACUACUCGUCCGUGGGGCACCAAGAGUCAGAGAAGAGAAUGUGCUAGGAUGGCAGAGAUCUACAAACGCUAUGAAGCUGGCACGAAGAGUGUUGUUGAGUGGGACAGACCCCCAGUUGGCACCUACAACUGUUUGAUAUCUCCACGUGGACCUACACUGAUCGCUGCCGGGAAAAGCGGUCGUUUCAGGAUGGUCAUCUGCGAGGCCCCCACUGGGGACAAUGCUCAUUCCCUUGCAUUAUACCUCAAGAGACGCUUCGGCGUUACAGAGCUUGUCCGGGUUUCAAGUGAUAACGAUGCUCGCUAUCCUCGAGAGGCUUUCGAGGACCUCAGUAUUGGCGUUCAUGACCUGCCCUUUGCUGAUGGAUCUGCUCCACCCGACGAUGUAGUGGAGGCCUUUCUUGAGAUUCUUGACUCAUCUUUAUAUCGCAAGAGGAAUAAGGAGGACAACUGCUCUCCGCCGUGUGUAGCCAUACACUGCAUUUCCGGGCUUGGGAGGUCCCCGGCUAUGGUCGCAUUGGGGCUCAUCGAAAGGGAGAAGAUGGAACCUUCCGAAGCCAUUUUCCUGGUCCGUAAGCUGCGUAACGCUAGAUGCUUCACGAAGGAACAAUCUGCCUACUUGCUCAACUACGUCCCGAUGCAUAAGAAGAGGAAUCAGCUUCUGGCUUGUCUGUGCUCCCUGUUCACUAGGAGACCAGUGAAGGGGUUGAGUGCCGAGGCAAGCCCUGGCAUCAAUCUGACCAGAGCGGAUACCUCCGCAUUGAUCAGCCAAUAGAUCU
This is a messenger RNA of Perkinsus marinus ATCC 50983, 971 nucleotides long. Its product is annotated as protein tyrosine phosphatase type IVA protein, putative. Gene Ontology annotation, cellular component: nucleus. The coding region runs from base 50 to 967 and encodes 305 amino acids. Gene Ontology annotation, molecular function: phosphatase activity. The transcript is spliced from 9 exons. Gene Ontology annotation, biological process: dephosphorylation. The record is from RefSeq and is a predicted model, not a curated record. NCBI's taxonomy places the organism in Eukaryota, Perkinsozoa, Perkinsida, Perkinsidae.